AUGCUGACCGAGCUGCAGCUCGUUCUGGUAGCUUCAUGGAUGGAUCUGGCGGUGCGCAUUAUUUUCUCGCUUGGCCUUGUCAUGGCCAUCGCAGAUAUGAUGGAACUGAUACGCUACAUCCCAAUGAGCAAAAAUCCAAGUGGAUGUUCGCGAAGCCUCUCACAUAAAGUUCUCCCCGCUAUCCAUCUUGCAUUUGCUGUGUGGGGUGCUGUUUUACUGGCUUUGCAUGUGUAUGCAGCUACGAAGACACCAAUAAGCAUGUGCAUGCCCAAAGUGCAUCCUCUGGCAGGGACGCUACCUUCGUGCUUCAUGGUGAACUUUAACUGCCAUUACCUUGGGGUCACGGCCACUAAUGAAGAA
This is a messenger RNA of Phytophthora sojae, 360 nucleotides long. RefSeq lists its product as hypothetical. The annotation marks the transcript as partial. NCBI's taxonomy places the organism in Eukaryota, Oomycota, Peronosporomycetes, Peronosporales, Peronosporaceae. The record is from RefSeq and is a predicted model, not a curated record. The transcript has 2 exons.